GGCAGCCUACACAGUUGCCACGCUGGUCUUAUAAACUUCUGCGUUUCAUACUUUUCUGUCAACAAACUCGCAAAGAAAUUUCUUGAACCAUGUCCGGGCGACACAACAACAAACUGCCGAACAAUCUGCCACAACUGCAGAAUCUUAUAAAGAGAGAUCCUCAUUCGUACCUAGAUGAGUUUCAGCAGCAGUACAGACACUACCAGUCCAAUGUGCAGAUCUUCAAACUGCAGCCUGACAAGCCGAACAAGGAGCUGGCUGAUCUGGUCAUGUUUCUCGCUCAGAUUGGUCACUGCUACAAGCAGGAGCUGUCCACCUUUCCACAAGAGCUGACUGGGUUAUUAAUGAAUCACCACACAAUGCUAGAGCCAGACCUGAGAAUGACUUUCUGCAAAGCGCUGAUUCUUCUGAGGAAUAAAAAUCUGAUCGACCCCACCGCCCUCCUGGAGCUCUUCUUUGAGCUGCUGCGAUGUCACGACAAACUUCUCAGAAAGACACUGUACACACACAUUGUAGCAGAUAUCAAAAACAUCAAUGCCAAGCACAAAAACAACAAGGUUAACACGACGUUACAGAAUUUCAUGUACACCAUGCUCAGAGACAGUAAUCCCAUGGCAGCGAAGAUCUCUUUAGAUGUAAUGGUGGAGCUGUACAAAAGGAACAUAUGGAAUGAUGCCAAAACAGUUAAUGUCAUCACAACAGCGUGUUUCUCCAAGGUGACAAAGAUCCUCGUUGCCGGUCUUAAAUUCUUUCUGGGCAAAGAUGAAGAUGAGAAAAAUGAGGGUGAUUCAGACUCAGAGGCGGAGGGACCAUCGGUCCGAGACCUGAAGGUGAGAUACGCCACUAACAAGAAAACCUCCAAAAGCAAGAAGAAGCUGGAAAAGGCGAUGAAAGUCCUCAAGAAACACAAAUCAAAGAAGAAGGUAGAAGUGUUCAAUUUCUCUGCUAUACACCUAAUUCACGAUCCUCAAGAUUUCUCAGAGAAACUCUUGAAGCAAUUGGAAGCCUCUAAAGAGCGCUUCGAGGUGAAGAUCAUGAUGAUGGAGUUCAUAUCCAGACUGGUUGGAAUCCAUGAGCUCUUCCUCUUCAAUUUUUAUCCCUUCGUCCAGAGGUUUCUACAGCCCCAUCAAAGAGAGGUGACAAAGAUUCUCCUGUGUGCUGCCCAGGCUUCCCAUCAACUCGUCCCACCAGAGGUCAUUGAGCCUGUAAUCAUGACCAUCGCCAACAACUUUGUGACAGACAGAAACUCUGGGGAGGUUAUGACUGUGGGUAUCAACUCCAUCAAGGAAGUGGCAGGCCGCUGUCCGCUCGCCCUCAAUGAAGACUUGCUGCAGGACCUGGUCCAGUACAAGACCCACAAAGACAAGAAUGUGAUGAUGUCUGCCAAAGGACUGAUCCAGCUGUUCAGGAGUCUUAAUCCACACAUGCUGCACAAGAGGGACAGGGGGAGACCCACAGAGGCGUCAGUUGAGGCCAAGAUCAGAGACUACGGAGAGCUCGAGGCUAAAGAUUAUAUCCCUGGAGCUGAAGUCCUGGAGGUGGAGGAGGAGGAGGGGAAGAAAGAGGGAGAGGAAGACCAAGACGGCUGGGAGAGCGCCAGUAUGAGUGAUGGCGGUGAAGAUGGGGAGUGGGUGGACGUUCACCACUCGUCUGAUGAAGACACAGGAGAAGUGGCGGAGAAGCUUCAGAGUAUGCCAGCUGAGGAAAGAAAAGCCAAAGCGGCGGCGGUCAGCGGCAGCAGGCUCCUCACUCAAGAUGAGUUCAAGAAGAUCCGUCUGGUCCAGCUGACCAAGGAGGUCAACGCUGCGCCGGGCCAGAAGAGGAAAAACGUGGACCUCGACGAGGAGGACGACAACAGAGGGGAGCUGCUGACCUUGAGGAAUAUUGAGAAACUGCAUAAGAAACCAAAGUCAGACAAGGAAACACGCCUGGCAACAGCAAUGGCGGGACGGACCGACCGGAAGGACUUUGUCAGGAAGCACACCAAGCUGAACCCGUUCGCCAGCACCAGCAACAGGGAGAAGAGGAAGACGAAGAACUUCAUGAUGAUGAGACACAGUGAGAAUGUCAGAACCAAAGGCAAACGCUCCUUCAGAGAGAAACAGAUUGCUCUACGGGACGCACUCCUGAAAAAGAAGAAGCAGCACCAUUAGGACACAUGGACAUAGUGUUAUAUUUGCUUUGUGCUGCUGGCCAUCCGAUGGCCAUCACAGACGAUGUCAAUUAAUAUUGUACGUCCUUUAAGUAGCCUGUAAAAAAUGUAUUUUCAGCGGAUGAACUGUACACAUUUACACUGUUCUGAAAUAAAUAAUCUUUUCUGUAUGGGUA
This is a messenger RNA of Sebastes umbrosus (honeycomb rockfish), 2328 nucleotides long. RefSeq names its product SDA1 domain containing 1 (gene sdad1). The transcript is spliced from 22 exons. Gene Ontology annotation, biological process: ribosomal large subunit biogenesis; ribosomal large subunit export from nucleus. NCBI's taxonomy places the organism in Eukaryota, Metazoa, Chordata, Actinopteri, Perciformes, Sebastidae. The record is from RefSeq and is a predicted model, not a curated record. Gene Ontology annotation, cellular component: nucleolus. Bases 90 to 2153 code for a protein of 687 amino acids.